Messenger RNA from Torulaspora globosa, 651 nucleotides. RefSeq names its product sphingolipid homeostasis protein ORM2 (gene ORM2). Gene Ontology annotation, cellular component: endoplasmic reticulum membrane. The coding region runs from base 1 to 651 and encodes 216 amino acids. The transcript has a single exon. The record is from RefSeq and is a predicted model, not a curated record. Gene Ontology annotation, biological process: ceramide metabolic process; negative regulation of ceramide biosynthetic process; intracellular sphingolipid homeostasis. Lineage: Eukaryota; Fungi; Ascomycota; Saccharomycetes; Saccharomycetales; Saccharomycetaceae.
AUGGGUUCGAUGGGUGAACCUCUGUCGUCACAGAGUUCUCGAGACGAAUCUCUGAAACCAUUUCCAUCCAAUGAAACCAGUAGCAACAAGCCAAGUAUAGCGGAACCGCACAAGGAUCAUAGGAGAAGACGGUCUUCGAGUAUAAUAUCGCAUGUGGAACCGGAGACUUUUGAAGAUGAAAACGACCAGCAACUUUUACCAAAUAUGAACGCUACGUGGGUAGAUCAGCGAGGAGCAUGGAUUAUUCACAUUGUGGUGAUCUUGCUGUUGAAGAUUUUCUACGAUUUAUUGCCCGGAGUGAGCACCGAGUGGUCGUGGACAUUGACGAAUAUGAGUUAUGUAAUUGGGUCCUACGUCAUGUUCCAUUUGAUCAAGGGUACUCCGUUUGAUUUCAACGGGGGAGCGUACGAUAAUCUGACUAUGUGGGAACAGAUAAACGAUGAAACGUUGUAUACACCGGCUAGGAAAUUCCUGAUUAUGGUGCCCAUCGUGUUGUUUUUGGUCAGCACUCAUUAUUCGCAUUACGACUUGAAGCUUUUCUCGUGGAACUUCUUGCUCACAUUUGUUCUCGCUGUGGUGCCCAAGCUGCCCGUGACGCACCGCUUGAGGAUCUCGAUACCGGGUAUCACUGGUCCAGCGCAGAUCAGCUAG